AUGAAAAAUCCAAAUCUAAAUCCAAAUCCAAACUCCAACCCAAUUCCAAUUUCAAAUCUACUUAAAAGUCCAAAUUCGAGUCCAAAUCCAAGUCCACAUCCAAUUAAAAAUCCAAAUCCAUAUUCAAAUCUAAAUCCAAGUCCAAAUCUAAACCCAAAAUCGAGUCCACAUCCAAAUCAUAAUCCAAGUACAAAUCCAAAUCCAUAUCUAAAUCCUAAUCCAAAUCCAAACCUUUCGUAUCAGAGCAAAUCAAAGGAAAGAAAAGGCCAAGGCGAGAGCCAAUCCAAAAAACNUCCAAAUCCAAAUCCAUAUCCAAGUCCUAAUCCGAAUCACAACCCAAUUCCAAAUCAAAAUCCAAAUAAAGAUCCAAAUCCAUGUCCAAACCCAAAUCCAAACCAAAGACCAAAUCUUAAUCCAAGUCCGAAUACAAAUCCAAAUCCCAACCCAAAUACAAAUCCAUAUCCAAAUCCAAAUCCAAACCCACAUCCAAAUCCAAAUCCAAAUUCAACUCCUAACUUUAUCGUAUCAGAGCAAAUCAAAGGAAAGAAAAGCUAA
Molecule: messenger RNA, 555 nt
Organism: Ceratitis capitata (Mediterranean fruit fly)
Lineage: Eukaryota; Metazoa; Arthropoda; Insecta; Diptera; Tephritidae
Product: circumsporozoite protein-like
Exons: 2
Coding region: 1-555 (184 amino acids)
Source: RefSeq, a predicted model, not a curated record